Messenger RNA from Cuculus canorus (common cuckoo), 4814 nucleotides. RefSeq names its product interleukin 10 receptor subunit alpha (gene IL10RA). The coding region runs from base 73 to 1860 and encodes 595 amino acids. Gene Ontology annotation, molecular function: protein binding. The transcript is spliced from 7 exons. Lineage: Eukaryota; Metazoa; Chordata; Aves; Cuculiformes; Cuculidae. The record is from RefSeq and is a predicted model, not a curated record.
CAGCCGCUCGCCAGAGCAGAGUUGGGCACCCCACUCACCCAGCCCUGCGCCCGUGGAGGAUGCUGAGCCGGCAUGGCCCCCUGUGCCACAGCCCUGGCACUGUGUGUGGCACUGCUCCUCGCCCGGCUGACGGACGGUGAAACACUGGCGAGCCCCAAGCACGUCCGUUUUGAUGCGAAGAUAGCACAUCACGUGCUACGGUGGGAGCCGGGAAACAACCCCCCCAGCGACGUCCGCUACGAAGUGGAGCACAAAGUCUACGGCACGAAUAUCUCCUGGACGGCUAUUCCAAGCUGCAUGAAGAUCCCAGGGCACUCCUGUGACCUCACCUACUACACCCUGGAUUCUACCCUGCGCUACUACGCCCGCGUUAGGGCUGUGUCUGGAAACCACACAUCCCCAUGGCAAAGGAGCAGCUCUUUUUCCCCUCGAGAAGCCAGCCUGCUCCUGCCAGGCCAGAACCUCUCCGUGAUAGGCAACACCAUCUGUGUGCAGCUGCAGCUGCUCCUCAGGGUGGGGAACCUCACCGUGAAGUACGAUGACAUACAGAGGCACGUGAGGCGAUACCUGGUGUAUGUCAGGGUGGAGCAGGACAAUCGGACGUACCAAGUGGUGAAAUCUGUCCCAGAGUUUAACAUCAGCAACCUCUUCUGGGACACCAAGUACUGCGUCAGCGUGGAGCCGUGCGUGGCCAGCCGGCCCAACCGCGCCGUGCGCACCGACGAGCAGUGCGUCACCAUCGGCAAGAGAGACAGGAGCUCAGAGCUUGUCGUGAGCAUUGUCAGCUCCUCCUUCAUCACCGUGUUUCUCCUGGGCCUCCUGGGCGUUCUGCUGGUGUGCACCUACAUAAAGAAACCCAUGAGGCCACCAUCUGUCCUGAAGACUUUCAUAAAGCAGAGCUCACUCUGGAUGGAGGAGUCGUCCUCUUCUCCGGGCAGCCUGGAUGGAGACCCUGAUCCUGUCCAGCAGCUCUUCCUGUGCCAGAAGGAGCCCCAGCAGGACAGCGGCUCCAACAGCAGCACUGGCACAGCCCAGCUGCCCCUGGAGAAGGACUGGAGGCUCCCAGUAUGGACCGUGGACCGGUGGUGCCUGAUGGGGCUGGAAACCACGGGGAGCAGAGACAGCAGCUGCACCAGCACCGACAGCGGCAUUUGCCUGCGUGCCUCCUCCACUGAGCUGAGCUGCUCCUUGGUCCCAGAACCCCAGGGCUACAAGAGGCAGCUGCCCACCAGCAAUGACAGGAACUUGGGCUUGGAGAACAUCUGCCCUCACCCCCAGUGCUCCUCCGGCACUGGGACCACCAGCCUCGUGGAGGCUGGGCUACAGCUCAGCGUCUCCCCUGCUGCCAGCCAGGACAGCCAGCAAGACGUGGAGUUCCACGGGUACCUGCGGCAAUCCAAGAGCACGGUGGAACCGAGGCAAGAGCCAGCCAAGGAAAUGUCCUUGAGCCGCACGGGAUCCCUGCGGGGCCCAGUGAGCAGCACUGGCGUCGCCCUGGAUGUAGAGUGCUCUGAACUGGCUGUGUCCAAAGGGUACUUGAAGCAGUCUUCUGAGCAUCCCUGCAGCCACGCACAGGACCUUACUCCAUGGGGCAGCCCUCAGGAGCCCACUGCCUGGCACUUUUCUGGCCAGGUGGGGCCCCAAGCCCCAACUCUGCUGCCCUGUGGAGUUCCAGAUGCUCCUUUGGCUUCCAAAGCUGGCCCUGAGCUCCUGAAAGCUCCCUUUGACCUCAGCAUCUUCAACACUGACAUCCUGGGGACGCUGCCGCUCAUCUCCAGCCUCAGCACCAACGAGUGGCUCACGCUGCAAAUCAACCCGCUGAGCCUGCUCAACGGGGACAGCAAGGACAGCCGCCUGUGAGCCAUCCCUGCACGCUGACCCAACUACCUCUUCCAAUCACUGCCCAUGGGGAAGCAGCCACUCCAAUAAGCUACCGCCAACUCCCGAGUGUCCAAUGCACCAAACUGAGUGUUGCCAGCCAAGACUUGCACGACAAGCACCACCUUAGCUACGUCUGGGGCUGCUUUGGUGCUGGGGCUGCUGUGGCCACUCCUCAGCGCAUCCUGCACCUUCCCUCCAGCCAGCAUCUGCAGAAAAGCUGACAAGACGUGGGGACAAAAGGGGGCUCAUCCCACCUCCUCUGGCCACCAAGCCCAAGGAUACACACCAGGAUGUUUCCAAAAGGUGAUCCUGCCUGGUCUGCCCUCCCCAGAAGCCCGGCAUGGGGCAUGAUGCAGCACCCGGGGUGGGUCAGGGGCAGCCCCACACUUCCCUGCCCCACUUCCCCCUUUCACAAGCGAGUGCCGGGCUCCUCCGGCUGACGUCCUCAUUGCCGAUGCUGCCCAAACCUUUCACAACACCGGCAUCGAAAGCGAAGAGCAGCCUGACUCAACCAUCCCACUUCUGGGAAUACAGAGGAGCUCCCACGCUGGCAGGAGUCACAAGGGACUUCCCUGACCCCAGAGAGACCCUCCAGCCCCUACGGAAGAGACCUGGGAUGCUGGCUACCUCCAAGGGGUGCAGGAUGCGCACAGCAAGUGCCAUACGAGCUCAGCGCGAGCCAGGGCAGCCCUACCCACACUAUGGUCUGCGAUCCACCACUAUUUUGUACAGACAUUAUUUAUUCUAUUUAAUUGGUUACUACAGCAUGGAUGUGAUGUUAUUUAUUUGGUCUGUUCAGCUGUACAUCCACUAAAGUCAAGCUGCACAUUCCAUUUUUGGACACGGACUUUCCUUUGCAGUAAAGGGCAACAGGCUUAUGCCUCACACAGGGAAAAGUGCUUCCACAUCACAGCUGGGAGCAAAAAGGAGAACAAAGCCAGCCCACCGAGAGCUUCACGAUCCUCUGGGCAGUUGUCCCAGGGGAGCGUUGUGGGAAAAUGCACUGGAGGAGCAGCAGGGAAAAAGCCCUGGGCGGCUCGUGGUGGUUUCACAGGGAUGCUCUGGGAAUCACACGGGGCAGCAGCGCUGAGCCCACACACCAGGGCAGGACAGGAGCACCUCCAGGGUGGAGAGGAACAAGUCCAACCUCGGGGGGUGGGGGAAUAGUUUGUCAGGCUGGAAACAAGCCUGAGACGGGAACGACUUACCACGGGCUAUGUCUAACUGCUGCCAGUGCACGGGAGAGUGUUUCCAACAGUCACUUGGCUUCCAAGAACCUUUGCGGUGAGAUAGUCCCGUUAAAAGUGAUGGUGGAAACCCAGCUCGGGGAGUACUUUGUUUCAGGUGAAACCAUGAAUCACCACAACCAGGAGAAGGAUAGUUGAUGCAUGGCUGUUUCCUUCUCUUAUGCCUAACGUCGCACUACUCCCACUGAAGACACUCUCCCCGUGCCGCACAGAGUCCGGCGGGUGGCCGCGAUGGGUGCCCUGCUACGGCAGCAUCACCAGUGCCAGGGGUGUGCAUCCUCCUGCCCUUGCAUUCCCGCUGCCUCUUCUGCCUCUGGGUAUUUUGGGGGUUUGGGGCUUUUCGCUUUCUUUUUUGGGUUUUGGUUUUUUUUUUUUUUCGACUUCCUCUGAAAAACAGUCAUCAAAACGAAGCGUAAUUAUUUUUUUUUUAAUGCUGCUGACGUCAGGCUGUGUGGUUGGAUCCAGUGCGGUGCCGGUUCCUGCUCGCUGUGAAAGGCUCCAGCCGGCACCAUCCAGAGGGAGCACCCAGGGCCAAGAGAGGCGGUGUUCCCCCACCUCUGUGAGCAGCUGGGGCUCUCCUUUCAAUGAAAUCCCGAGGAAUUUGCCAGAAAGCCACAGACCACGCGCUCUGUCUGUGAUAGCAGAAAGCACGCAGUCCCCUCCAAUUCUCUGGAAAUCCUGGAUGCUCACAUUUUCCCGACUUAAGUCACAGCCUAACGCACAAGGGAUAUUUGGCUCCGAUUCCUCCUGUGAGCAUCUCUCCUGCUCUCCUCUCCACUGGGAACACCACACUUUGGCCACCACACAAGGGGUUGUGUGCGUGCAAACCCCUUUCCCUCCUCGGCAAACAGCCUAUGCAAACAUUUCCAAUGCAUUUCCAACUAUGGGGCUACUGAGCCCCCAGCACCGCAUAAAUCCUGCGAGGAGAAGCACAGGGAAGGAGAAGGGAGGGGAUUUGUGGCUGGCCAUCACCUUCCUCAUCAGCUGGGGUGCAGACUGGGGGUCUGUGCUCCAUCCUCACUGGUUUCCAUACACAUAGAUGUGCAAUCCUCCUGGGCUUCUCUUCAUUUUCCUUCUGAGAAACAGUCUGUAAAGAAGCAAUCCCAGUGCCUCCGUGCUUGCCAGCUCCUACCUGCCCGGCAGGGAUCCCCCUCCAAGGGCUGCAGCAGCUUUGCCAGAGCUGCUCUUCUCCUCCAGGCUCUUUCAGGACCACUCGCUCUGCUGCGGUUGAAAGCAGAUAGGAGAAGAAAUCCACAAGAAAGCCCACAGGGGCUUUCUGAGGUGUUUGCUUGCACGAUUAGCACAGAGGACAAAUUUCCACACUGUUCCAGAUAUUUGACCGUGGAGGGAAGUCUGAAGCAGUCUCAUUUCCUUACAGAAUUUUUUUUCCCCUAUUGCACAAACCUGUUGUGGCUCAUCACUAUCCUUUUUUUAGCUGGUUGCCCUCACUCUCAUUGCCCUGUUCACCCCACAGCCUGGCCCAAGGUCUCCUUGACACGCAGGUGGGUGGUCCUGAGGGCUGGGAUGUCUCCGAGCCAUGGGGAAGAAGUCUUUUCUCACCAGGAUGGGUACAAAGGAAGCCUGGGAUAAUGCAGCUCCCUCUUCUUCCAUCUCGAGCCAAGGAAAGCUGCACCAGCACAUUGGCACGGGGAUGGCAACCAGCUCUGGCCACCUUCCAGUGCCACC